CUAAGCAAGCAGGAAUGAUGCUUUCGGAAAACAGAACCAAUUACUGGCAUUUUGAAAAAGUUACUCAGAGGAUGCUGCCAGUCAUAUAAAGGAUCCUCUGCUUCACAUUAUGAAAGAAAGACGUGAACUACAAACCUGAAUGAAACCUGGAAUUUCCAAGCAGAUGAUCUUGUGACAGCCUUUUCAAGAGUCCAGUUAUCAGGCAAAAGGACCAUCCAGAUAACUGGAAAUUCAAUACCAACCAAUCCUAAAGAGGAAAGUUUGUGCUUUUGAAAUAUAUUCCUGCAAGGAUUUAAGAGAAGAGAUAUAUCAGUAAAAAUAGGGAUCCCACAUACCCCAGCUGUGCCUCCUCAGAUCUGUACAACACUGAUUCGGACUAUCCAAAAAUUUCAACUGUUCCAGCUGUCACAGAAAAGAACUGGGGUCAGCUGAAUGUCAGGAUGCAAGUAGUAACUAUUAUAUUACUACUUCUUCUUUGUAAUACAUCUGACUGUAGGAGGACAAGGAAUAGGAGUUUGAGAAACAAUGAAAGGGAAAAGGUCUUAAGGAGAGCAUCUAGCACUGUUAAGCGCAAUGCCCGAGGUCUAACAUGUGAUAUUUACACUUAUCUUCAUGAGAAAUACUUAGACUGUCAGGAAAGAAAAUUGGUUUUUGUGGCACCUGAUUGGCCAGAGGAUAUAAAACACAUGCUGUUAGCAAGAAACAGGAUUCGUAAAUUAAAGAACAAUAUGUUUUCCAAGUAUAAUGUAAUGAAAAGUCUGGAUUUACAACAGAAUGACAUAUCAAAAAUUGAGAGUGAAGCUUUUUUUGGUUUGGAUAAACUUACCACACUCUUACUUCAGCAUAACCAAAUAAAGAUUUUAUCUGAAGAGAUUUUUAUUUACACGCCCAGUCUAAACUACCUACGUCUCUAUGACAAUCCCUGGCAUUGCAGCUGUGAACUAGAAACUCUUGUUACAAUGCUACAGGUUCCAACAAACAGGAAUUUGGGAAAUUAUGCCAAAUGUGUGCACCCAAUAGAACUGAAAAAUCAAAAGCUAAAGCAGAUAAAAGCUGAUCAGCUAUGUAGUGAAGAGGACAGGCAGGAACCCAAAAAUAUAAAACGUGACAAGCCUGAAUCUGUCAAACCAGAAUUUGAUUCCUCUUUGUGCCACAUGUAUGUGUUCCCUGUGACAACUCUGAACUGCAAAAGAAAAGAUUUAAAGAAAGUUCCAGGUAACAUACCUCCAGAUAUAGCUAAACUUGAUUUGUCCAACAACAAAAUUAGACAGCUACGAGCCAAGGAGUUUGAAGAUGUCAAUGAACUGAAGAUAUUGAAUCUAAACAGUAAUGGAAUAGUAUACAUUGAUCCUGCUGCUUUUUCAGGCCUCAAUAACUUAGAGGAGCUGGAUCUAUCAAACAACAGCUUGCAGAACUUUGAAUAUGGAGUACUGGAAGAUCUCUACUUUCUGAAAAUACUGUGGCUGAGAGAGAAUCCUUGGAGAUGCGAUUACAACAUACAUUAUCUUUUCUACUGGCUGAAGCAUCACUACAACGUUCACUACAAUGGCCUAGAAUGCAAAAUGCCUGAGGAAUACAAAGGAUGGUCUGUUGGAAAAUAUGUUCGAAGUUAUUAUGAGGAAUGCCCAAAAGACAAGCUUCCCAUUUAUCCAGAAACUUUUGAUCUGGACAAAGAUGAUGAGGAAUGGGAACGACACAAAGACCAAACAGUUCAGACAGUAAAGAAGCAUGGUGUAAUUGUCACUGUGAUAGGCUAAUAAGGGAACCCUUUCCCUUAUUAGAUUUAGAUAUUUGGUACUCUGAAAAAGAAAAACAUGCUGUUUACAUUUGUUCUAAGUAUUCUGUUGGUUUAUAGGACUAUCUGCCUACAAAGAUGUCUCUUUACUGCAGAUAAUAACUACAGAAUGACAUUAGUUCAACAGCAUCCUUCAUCUAGUAAUUGUUUUUGAAAGUUUGUUCUGGACACUCUUGUGAAAUAUUUUGGUAAAUAUUUGAAACUAUACAGAUGGACACAAAUGUACAUAAUAUGGUGGGUAGGAGCUGUCCUAUGUAUGAACACAUUUUAUGUGUUCACACAGAAAUAGCUGCAGGAUUGUGACCAAGACACAUUUUUCUUGAAUGUAUUGACAAUUCCUUGUAUCUAUCAGUUUCCUGGAAUAUUCCCAGAAAAUAUUUCUAAGAUUUUUAUAUCGACUUUCUGUAGUUUUAUUGUAGACAAAAAAAACCAAAACUAAGACUAACCUUAAAUACAGUUCUAGAAAAAGACGAAUGGCAGUUGUUAUACUAAUUAGGAUUCAAACACAGAAGGUGGGUUCCACUUGCUGAUUUACCAGUGUUCCUCCUCAGUCUUGAAGGAGUAACUCAGCCUCUGCCUCUUGCAUACCUGAGCUGCCUUAAAACAAUAAGCAGCUGGUUGGCUCCCAAGAUCCACCUCCAUAUGCUCAUAAUUGAUUUGUUUGGUUUUUGAGGCAGGCAGAGCUGAGAUAUUUCUGGGAAGAAUUUUAGGUUGUUGUAUCAGUUUGCCACAGAUACCAUGCCAUCACUUCUAGGUGAUGAGGAUCACACAAAGGAUGCUGUGGUCUGCAUCCAGCACAUCGGUGCCCACCCAAACUGAAGGUAAGUAUGCUUUGAGAGCUCAGAAGUGUGGGACAGUCUCUAAGUCCAUUUUUCUCUCAGCUUGUUUGUAAAGUGCACAUUACAGCACCUCCUUGUCAAACAACUAUGUAUGUGAACAUGCAUUGAUUAAAACCUGUGAUCAUUCCAACACUACAAUAACAGGGUAGUACAAAUGCCUCAGCUAAAUAGAUGAUAUCUCUAAAGAAAAAUUCCUUGCUACAUAAUAUACUUAGAUCACUAAGAAAUGCGUAAGUGCAGAGUAGA
Molecule: messenger RNA, 2880 nt
Organism: Ficedula albicollis (Collared flycatcher)
Lineage: Eukaryota; Metazoa; Chordata; Aves; Passeriformes; Muscicapidae
Gene: LRRC17
Product: leucine rich repeat containing 17
Exons: 6
Coding region: 441-1757 (438 amino acids)
Molecular function (GO): protein binding
Source: RefSeq, a predicted model, not a curated record